Messenger RNA from Cuscuta europaea, 2841 nucleotides. The record is from the annotation of a GenBank genome assembly. Lineage: Eukaryota; Viridiplantae; Streptophyta; Magnoliopsida; Solanales; Convolvulaceae.
GUGGUUUUAUUUUGGCUGCUGCCACAUCAAGAAAAAGAAUUUGCGUGUUGGAUUAUGGAAGCACUCCUGACAUGCGGUGGCGGGAGUGCCCAGCCUUAUCCCAGCUCUCGUCUGAAUCCCAGCCCUCGCCAAAUCUUUACGACUUUCUGCUCCUCACUUAGAUGCUCGCUCCUGUAUUCUCACUCAAUAAGUCUCUUCAACUGCGGAAAGAGGGAUCUUUUAUGUCACAGGAUUCCAUAUUCAGAGCUCCGGCCGCGGACUCCAGCUUCUGGCGGACCUGGAUUCCGUGGCACUGACGAUGUUAACCUCGGAAAACCUCAUGCAGUCCACGAGACUGAAGAUGAGAACUUUAAUAAGUCGAAAGGUGUUGCUGCUAUGCUAGAAAGGGCGAUUCCACAAGGUGAUUCCGCUAUAAUUUCCGCCUGCUCCAUCGGUCUUCUAACCGGCAUCUGCGUUGUACUCUUCAAUACUGCAGUGCACGAAAUACGUGACUUCUGUUGGGGUGACAUUCCAUAUUGGGGUGCCUCAUGGUUACGAGAGGAGCCCAAAGAGUUAAUUUGGAGACGUGUAAUCUUAGUUCCAGUUUGUGGGGGUAUGGCAGUCAGCUUACUGAAUUUUCUGCUCACCAGAUUAGCGGUAUCCCGUGAAGGCGAUUCAGGAUCACCCAUUCAUUUUGUGACACAAUCACUUUUAAAGACAAUGGCUGCUUGUGCCACAUUGGGAACAGGCAAUUCAUUAGGACCUGAAGGUCCAAGUGUUGAAAUUGGUAAUUUCAUUGCAAAGGGAUAUGGUACUUUCAUUGAUAAGGGUGCUCAAAGAAAGCUGUCACUCAAAGCUGCCGGAUCAGCUGCUGGAAUAUCAUCGGGUUUCAAUGCUGCUGUAGCGGGUUGUUUUUUUGCUAUAGAAUCAGUAUUGUGGCCAUCACCUGCAGAUUCAUCAUUAUCAUUGACGAAUACAACCUCAAUGGUCAUUCUUAGUGCUGUAUUAGCUUCUGUAGUGUCGGAAAUAGGCUUGGGCUCUGAACCUGCCUUUUCAAUCCCAGGUUAUGAUUUUCGUUCUCUAACAGAGUUACCACUUUAUCUUUUGCUUGGUAUUCUUUGUGGAUUGGUUUCGGUGGCAUUAUCUAGGUGCACAUCUAUUAUGCUGCUCGCAGUCAGCGACAUCCAACAGACCAUUGGCACUCUAAAAUUAGUCUUCCCUGUAUUGGGUGGGUUCUCUGUUGGUCUUAUAGCAUUGGCAUAUCCGGAAAUUCUUUACUGGGGUUUUCAGAAUGUUGACAUUUUGUUAGAAUCUCGUCCAUUGGUUAAAGGUCUUUCCAUCGAUUUGUUGUUACAGCUGGUAGUUGUCAAAAUAGUAGCAACUUCAAUAUGUCGGGCCACCGGAUUGGUUGGAGGAUACUAUGCACCUUCUCUAUUUAUUGGUGCUGCUACAGGCAUGGCAUAUGGUAAAACUGUUGGCUUCAUCAUCACUCAAGCUGAUUCAAUAUCACAUAUCUCCUUCUUGGAUGUUGCUUCACCACAAGCAUAUGGCUUGGUUGGCAUGGCUGCCACUCUUGCCGGUGUAUGCCAGGUGCCUCUGACUGCAGUUCUGCUACUCUUUGAACUGACACAGGAUUAUCGGAUAGUUCUUCCCCUUUUAGGAGCUGUAGGGAUGUCAUCUUGGAUUACAUCCAGCCAGAUUAUGAGAAAGACCAUGGAAGAUGCCAAGAAAAUGGAAGAUGAUGGAAAACCGUAUAGAGGCCAACCACUAGAGACAUCUACAGUCCAGGCGGAUAUUCCUGCAUUUACUGGCCCUGAUUCUCUAGAGCAGUCGCAGGUCAGCGACCUCUGUAAACUUGAGAGUUCUCUCUGCUUAAAUGAUUUUGAUGACGACACAGGUGAUUGGGUAAAGAAGAUCAUUGUUUCACAAGCAAUGAGAACUGAUCACAUCACUGUUUUGAUGAGCACUUUGCUCACGGAGGUUCUGUCUCUCAUGUUAGCUAAGAAGCAAUCCUGUGCUCUAAUAGUUGAUGAAAAUAAUUCCCUUAUCGGUCAGCUGGAUCUUGGUGAUAUCCAGCUAUAUGGCAAUGUGAAAAUAUCAAAAAUUCAGGGAAAGGAGGUAACUUCUUAGAUAUCAAUAAUGUUUUUGCUUAAGAAUCUAAAAUAAAAAGAAAAGGAGCUCUUUCUCUCAAUGAUGACAACCAGCUUUCUUUUAAGGAUUUUGUAGUCUCUCAACUUUGUUCUUCUACUGACAUUGACUGCCGCGUGUUGUGGACGGUGACACCAAAUACAAGUCUCUUGUCUGCACAAGCUCUUAUGGACAAACACAGUGUAAAUCAGCUACCUGUCGUUUUGGGGCAUGCUGAUCACCCUGUUGGCAUUUUAGACCGAGAAUGCAUCAAUAUUGUUUGCAGAGCAUUAGAAAUCAGAGAAUGUUUUUGCUCGUCGACCACACCCGAAAUGCCGAAGCAGUGAGAGCUCCAGACGUCUUGGAUUAUUCUCUGGUGGAAACAUAUGUGGAACUCAGUUGAUCCCGCUGACGGUUGUCUUAAUGCUUGAGUGCUUCUCAAUCCUGGUUACUGCUGGUUUGUGACCAUGUCAAUAAAGUUAACUUGCAUCAUUGUGGUCACAAAUACUUCGUAUGAUUUACAUGCUACCCUUCAUCAUUCCGUAUGCAUUAUUAGUAUAUAUAGGCUCGGGCCAUGUAAAUAUUGUAACCAGCUUGUGUAUAUGCGGGCUAUUACAGGCUGCUUGUGUACAAGAUCUCAUCACUGGCCUUCAGGUGAGUGGGAGGGUAGAUGAGUAGAUUGAGCUUUAGAAGGGUUGGCUAUAUUUACUGUUUGGGGACAAAACUGGAGAAAUA